This is a messenger RNA of Protopolystoma xenopodis, 858 nucleotides long. The record is from the annotation of a GenBank genome assembly. Lineage: Eukaryota; Metazoa; Platyhelminthes; Monogenea; Polystomatidea; Polystomatidae.
AUGGUUUAUUUAAUCAACUUUGUAUCUAUGUUACUUCACUCUUUUUUCUUCCAUCCUCUAUCUGAUCUGUUGGCUACCCUCAGGAACGACCUUGAUCAUCUAGACGGGACUAGUGGGCUGUCCGGUUUCUCAUCUCGCUACGCGGAUAGCUUUAAUCUCAGCCUUGAUGUAAUGGUCUCCCCAUUCGACCGCCCUCGGGAGGCCAACUGUCUUGUUUACCCUUGGGAAACUCUUCCUUCACCAUCGGUUCGUAUCCCAAGGCUCUGUGUUUCUGACCAUACAGAGCUAGCCAGUCUACAUUCCGAGUUUCUACGUCUAGUAUUUUUUGGAGUCAUCCGCUCUUUAUCUUGCUUGCCCCAUUUUUCCCUAGCUGAACGGCGGCCAGGCCCCACAACCUCCACAACUCAAACCGUAGAUUUGCCGAGCGACUUGCAUCAGUCACAUUUGGCAACUGCCCCCUCAUCUCCUGUUAACUCUUCCCAAUGCCGUUCCUCUCCUCCAGCUUAUUUGAUCAACUCGACCGACCUUUCUGGUUCUGUCGAACGACUAGAUAAUGCAUCGAGUCUUUUGGAGCAAAACAGACCAAUUGGAGAUGAUACUGAUGUUGGACCAAGGUGUGAAAGCUCUUCAUGCUCCUUCUCAGUGGAACCUGAGGUCGAAAACCUCGGGACUAUCAAAGGAUCUGAGGACCCCGAAAUUAAUGCAGAAGUAAAUGAGGUACAGCUUAGAUUGUUGGUUUUGACGGACAAUACAAUUUACCCAUCAAAUCCAAUCAAAACGUACUUUAGAAUUAAGUCGGCCGACAAUACAGGCCGUAUGAGUAAGUUAGAAAUUGCGAAUCACCCAGUCUGUAAAUAG